AUGCCGCCAGUAGCUCUAUCUUUCGAAACCGCCAUAAAUCUUAUACCCAAAUUUAAAGGGGAGUGUGCACAAGAAGUGUACCCAUUUUUAAGUACACGUGACUUCGUAAUAAAAACAGUUAGUGAAGACUGUCGUCCCGUACUCCUACAGGCUAUUUUAACUAAACUAGCAGGAAAAGCUUUCGCAGCGACACAACACCGAGAUGUGAAGUCAUGGGAAGCAUUGAGAGGAUUGUUGGAAGUAACAUUUUGUGCGAAGAGGACUCCAGGAUAUUUAAAAUUGGAAUUAACCACAACUAAACAUAAAGCUGGAGAAACAGUUCAAGAAUACUUCUCAAGGGUUGUAGCACUUUUACACGAACUGUACAAUUUCAGCACUGCCAAAAGGUCUCCAACAGACGCCAAAGCAGUUCAUGAAUAUAUAAAAGAGACCACCCUAACUAAAUAUGUGGAGGGCCUACCAUCCUCUAUUCGUGGAGUGAUAAAAUCAAAAAAUCACACGUCGUUGGAAGAAGCAAUCAAAGACAGCUUAGAAGAAGACAGAAUAUACCAAUCCAAUAAAGGGACACAACGUUUAUUAUAUAACAAAUACAAUAACAACAGUAGCAACAAAUAUUGUAAAAACUGUAAAAAAAACUAA
Molecule: messenger RNA, 639 nt
Organism: Macrosiphum euphorbiae (potato aphid)
Lineage: Eukaryota; Metazoa; Arthropoda; Insecta; Hemiptera; Aphididae
Source: the annotation of a GenBank genome assembly